GUCAUCAUUCGAUUCUUGUCAUUCCCACAUAAAGGUACUCAACUUGAGAAAGCCUUCAUCAAAUAGGCCCAAAAAUUUGACCAAGAUGGAGAGUCUGUUCGAAUCAUCUAAUCGGGAUUACGACGAGGAUACACGCCGAGUCAACAAUGCCGUAUUCAUCUCCAAGGAUCGCGAAGUCUCGGAAGAAAGCGAAUCGGAGGACAACGAUACGUGCUCGGUUGUGUCCCGGAUGACCGAACGGACUCUGAAAGCGUGGGAAGGACUAGCUCUGGAGGAUUACAAUUCGGAUUCCAGUACCAGUACGACGGUUUGUAAACUAACGCCAAGACGAAAAGAGUACGAUCCGGAGGCCUACAACAAGUGGUUGAAGGCCAAAACUGAAGCUGAGCGCAAACGCAAAGAGCAAGAACAGCGGCGCAAGAAACGAGAAGAAACCAAGAAGAAACUUGCCGAAGAAAAACGAAAGCAGGAAAGCGAAGAAAAGCUCAAACAGUGGAUGGAACGGAAAGAGAAAGAAAAGCAAAGAAAGCAGAAAGAAAGUUCCAAGAGCAAAGACGCCAAACCAAGUCAAACGAAGAAAAAAUGGAUCCCGAACGAGGAAAGUGAAUCGACCUUCAGAGCUUGGCAGAAUCGGGUGAAGCAACAGGAAGAAGAGAGAAAACUGCGUCUGGUGGCCAAACAGCGGAUGGAGGAGGAACUCAAACAAGAACGGCAGCAACUGUCGAAGCUAUUCUACGACGAAUGGUUGAAAACAUCUGCCUCCAAGCCGAAGCCAGUGCCACUGAACCAGGGAAUCGACAGCCUUCGGGGUUCCAUCAGCAAGAUGUACAUUAAUCCCGUCUCGUGGAAGAGCAACAUCGAUUGAACAUGCAAGAAUCGGCGGGAGUUGUCUAAUGCCCUUCUUUCGACGCGACCUUUAGCGUGGCGCCUUGUACACUGUGCAUACACACUGUAGUAGCAAUUAGCAUUGAUUGUGAAAGAUAAUAAAUUUCCUGUUAGUGCGAAUGCCGUUUGGCGAAUGAAACAA
Messenger RNA from Aedes albopictus (Asian tiger mosquito), 1027 nucleotides. RefSeq names its product coiled-coil domain-containing protein 34. The coding region runs from base 86 to 865 and encodes 259 amino acids. The record is from RefSeq and is a predicted model, not a curated record. The transcript is spliced from 5 exons. NCBI's taxonomy places the organism in Eukaryota, Metazoa, Arthropoda, Insecta, Diptera, Culicidae.